This is a messenger RNA of Zootoca vivipara (common lizard), 4329 nucleotides long. It is a transcript of the gene ACAD11, whose product is annotated as acyl-CoA dehydrogenase family member 11. Gene Ontology annotation, biological process: fatty acid beta-oxidation using acyl-CoA dehydrogenase. The record is from RefSeq and is a predicted model, not a curated record. Lineage: Eukaryota; Metazoa; Chordata; Lepidosauria; Squamata; Lacertidae. Gene Ontology annotation, cellular component: mitochondrion; cytoplasm. Gene Ontology annotation, molecular function: flavin adenine dinucleotide binding; acyl-CoA dehydrogenase activity.
GGGUGGGUGGGCAGGAAGGAGCAACUGCCCCCUCACAAUAAAUAAUAAAUAACUUAACUGAGGUUCUCUCCCCUCCCCAACAUAAAGCCUGCCCCCCACCCAAACAAAAACCCUGGCUACGCCCAUGAAAAGGGCACCAUUUUGCUUUGCCUAAAAAUGAGCCCCGCCCCCCUCGGGGUCUUGCAAGUGGGUUUAAGGGUUGCAAGUUGAGGAGCCCCGUCCACGCAAGACUUGGGAGUGAACCCAUUGAAGUCAGUGAACCUGCUCUCUCUGUAAAGCAACGAGUAGAAACAAGAAUUGCAACUUGGAGAGACCUGGUCUGAAAAGAGACAUUGGAUUCUUGUCUCAUACAGUACUGCACGUACAUGAUAGCCAUCUCACUCCUUGCUUUUUCCUGUAAGACCAAUUGCAGUCGUCAAGUCAACAGGUUUACCACACCUAUCAGCCAAUCACCCAUUCCUACCACCCUUCUGAGUAAUAUCCCUCCCACUAUACAUAAGGGUCUGGUGACUUCAUUUUCAGUGGAGCUGAAGAAGUGCAUGCACACGAAAGCUCAUACCAAUGACAAACUUAGUUGGUUUCUAAGGUGCUACUGGAAGGAAUUUUUUUAUUUUGUUUCGCCUACGGCAGACCAACACAUCUACUAUCUGUAAUCAGCGAACCGGUUCGAGGCUGUGACUUUGACUCCGCAGGUGGAGAGGAGCCUCUGCAAAAUGGCAAGUGAGCCCGAUACCACUGAAGUGAGAAAGCCGCACAGAUUUGACCAGGGAGCCUUGGAGAGAUACCUGUGCCGGCACCUGCCGGGCUUCCCGCAGCACCCACCCGAAGCGCUGAGGGUCAGGCAGUACAGCUCAGGACAGUCAAACCCAACUUUUUAUUUGGAAAAAGGCCUCAAGACCUACGUACUGAGGAAGAAGCCUCAUGGCUCACUCCUACCUCAAGCUCAUAAGGUCGACAGAGAAUAUCAGGUUCAGAAAGCCUUGUUUGCCGUUGGAUUUCCAGUUCCCGAGCCUCUCUUAUACUGUAGCGAUGCUUCUGUGAUUGGGACGGAGUUUUAUGUGAUGCAACAUGUACAGGGUCGCAUCUUCCGGAACGCUGCAUUACCUGACGUAAGUCCAGUGGAAAGAUCUGCUUUAUACAUAGCUGUAAUAGAAACUCUGGCCAAACUACACUCAUUCAAUGUGAAUUCACUGGGACUCCAAGGCUAUGGAAGAGGACCAGGUUACUGUAAGAGGCAGGUAUCAACUUGGAGAAGACAGUAUCAAGCAGCUGCUCAUACAGACAUCCCAGCUAUGGAUGAAUUAGCUGAAUGGUUAACCAGCAACCUGCCUGCUGGCGAUACCGAAGAAAAGUUGGUCCAUGGAGAUUUUCGAUUAGACAACAUCAUAUUUCAUCCAACAGAGGCCCGUGUUGUGGCAGUGCUGGACUGGGAACUUUCGACUAUAGGGCAUCCUCUGGCAGACUUUGCUUACACUGUUUCUCCCUGGUUUUGGCCCAGAUCCCUCAAACAUUUGCAAAUGGAUAAUUUCUGGUAUAUUAAAAAUAUUGCAGGAAUUCCUUCGGCUGAAGAAAUGAUCGCGACAUACUGUCGCUGCAGAGGUAUUAGUGCUGCUGCGCCCAAUCUGAAUUUCUUCCUUGCGCUCUCAUAUUUUAAAGUGGCUUCAAUAAUGCAGGGCGUCUAUGCCAGAUACCUUCAGGGAAAUUCCGUUGCAGAAAACAGCCACAAGUUUUGCAGUAUGGUACAACCUUUGGCAGAAACUGGAUUACUGGUAUCAAAAAAAACAUCUUUUACCACUGAGAGUCAGUCCUGUAACACAGGAGAAUUAUUCCACCAGUCUAAAGAGGGCAAAGAAGUACUUGAAAAGGUGCAGGAUUUCAUGAAGAAAUAUGUUUUUCCAGCUGAAAAGGAAAUGGCGGAGUAUUACGCCAGAAAUAAAAAUUCGCCAGACAUCUGGAAAAAGCCUCCAGUGAUUGAGAGACUGAAGGAAAGGGCCAAGGCAGAGGGUCUCUGGAACCUUUUCCUGCCAGGGGUUAGUGGUCUUGGCCAGCUGGACUAUGCCUUAAUUGCAGAAGAGACUGGGAAGUGCUUCUUCGCGCCCAACGUGUUCAACUGCCAUGCCCCAGACACAGGAAACAUGGAGGUCUUGCACAUGUAUGGGACCCAAGAACAAAAGAAACAAUGGCUGGAGCCUCUCCUAGAAGGGAAAAUAAGUUCUUGCUUCUGCAUGACAGAACCUGGCGUCGCUUCGAGUGAUGCCACCAAUAUGGAAUGCAGCAUCGAGAGAGAGGGAGGCAGUUAUGUGAUCAAUGGGCAAAAGUGGUGGAGCAGUGGAGCUGGAAAUCCAGACUGCAAGUUUGCUAUUGUGAUGGCCAGAGAUAAAAACACAUCUGCAUCCAGAUAUAAACAGCACAGUAUGAUCAUUGUGCCAAUGGAUACACCUGGUGUCAAACUUAUAAGGCCUCUUUCAGUCUUUGGAUACUGGGAUUAUUUCCAUGGCGGACAUUUUGAGGUGCAUUUUAACAACGUCCGGGUACCUGCCUCUCAUUUAAUCCUUGGAGAAGGAAGAGGAUUUGAAAUAGCGCAAGGAAGGCUUGGGCCAGGCCGCAUACACCAUUGUAUGCGGUCCAUAGGGGCAGCUGAAACUGCUCUGCAGAUCCUGUGCAAGCGUUCAGCCCAGAGGGUGGCAUUUGGGAAGAAGCUCUACCAUCACGAAGUUGUCGCUCACUGGAUUGCUGAAUGCCGCAUUGCUAUCGAACAGGCAAGGCUGCUUACGUUGAAAGCAGCCAGCAAAAUAGAUGCCAUGGGCAACAAAGAAGCCAGAAAAGAGGUUGCGAUGAUCAAAGUGGUGGCCCCCCGAGCUGUGCUUAAAGUGAUUGACUGCGCCAUUCAAGUUUGUGGAGGCGCCGGAGUCUCCCAAGACUUCCCAUUGGCUGAAAUGUUUGCCUACAUCCGGACGUUACGCAUAGCAGACGGGCCUGAUGAAGUUCACCUCUCAGUAAUUGCAAGACAAGAGCUGCAGGACCAAGCCAAACACCUGAGUGCACAUCUGUAAUAUUUUGCUUGCUUAAAGUCGUGAUGGUACCGCAAUCAUUUAAAGCCAUUCUCUUUCUUUAAAUUAGGCUGAAAAUUUAUGGGGCAGGGGACUGUAGAUUUGACACUGUUCUUAAUUAUGGGUAUGUCUUAAGUAAACUCACUCUUACUAAUUCUACUAGCAAUUCCUUUACUGAUCUUUCACGUGAGGAAUAGUGUUCUUGCAGACAAAAUGGCUUCACUCAGAACGGAGGAGAAAUCAAACUUUUUGCUUAUGUGUUGGGACCAUCUAAACCCAAGGGUCUAGAAUAGGCCUGCCAUCAGAAUUUUAAGACAUUAUAUGAAACCCACCAACUGCAGGGAAAGGUAAGAUACCUACUCAAUUGCACAUUGGGUUUUGCCUAAAGCUCCUUCUGGUUUUUUAAAAGCAGGGGUGGGACAUUUAUUCAGCCCCAAGAGAUGCAUUCCCAGCAGUGUUUCUCAAACUUCAGUCCCCAGCUGCUGUUCGACUAAAACUCCCAUCAUCCCUAGUUAGCAGGACCAGUGGUCAGGGAUGAUGGGAAUUGUAGUCUUGUGGGCCAUCAAAUAUUCAGGUUUCUGUUGGUAUUGAUUGGUUCUCUUGCCCUCAAAAUAUAUUUCAGGCAUCUCAUCCCAGACUCAUUUUCUUUCCAGCUUUACAAAGGAAUAGAACAGCAGAAGUACAAGUCUGUCACAUUAACAAGGCGUUCAGUUCCCUUUAUUUUUUAAAAUUUUAUGUACAUACGAAUGAUCUGUAUAAUGUACAUUCAAUAUAGAAAGUUUUAUAUACUGGAUAAUGUAUAGAACAUAUCACAAUUACACUAUGCUUUUCAUAUAUAACAUGUUAACGUCAUUUUUAAAUAGGUUUUUUUUUUUGCUGCAUUUUAAUUUUUCAAUUUGGUAAAGCCAGUUAUACAUACAAAUAUCUUGUUAGGUCUGGUGAAGGAAAUGUUAAUGAUUGAGGAGAGAGGCAAAACACCAAGUCUGUCAAGUUUUGGGAGGAUUUAUCUUGUCCAACUUGGAGGAGAGUAAGAGGAUCAAGUGAUUUAGCCCAAUUUCUUCCGAGACUGCAGUUCAACUUCAGUCAUGCUUAGCUCAUAAAAUACAAAAAACUAGGAAAAAGUGUUUCGAUUCACAGUCUUGUAAACAAAAAUAUAAAGGAACAAAAAAUGUGCUUACGUACAGCAAGAAACAAAAACUUCUUGCGUACCCCUUUAGGCUGAUCCCCAAAGUACUUUCUUCUUAUGUUACAGUGUGAUAGAAUUGUGGAAACUUUUCUU